AUUUUCGCAAGACUGCUGCCUAAUUGUGACUUCUAUUUAGCCAGUAGCCUAUAUUACUGCAGAUUACUAAACGGAUUAUAGCAAUAGCAAUCGUAAACUGGUUAAAGGUAAAAAAACAAAAACAAAAACGGUCACACUAAAACUUUGCUGCUGACUCCGUGGAAAUUCCAAUUUUUCUUCCAGCACUUGGAGCCAACGUUAUUAUUAUUAUAUUUUUGAGUAAGUUGUCUUGCUGGGCAAACGAAGAAGAAAACAUGGUGAUGUUAUGAGUUUGGAGACGACGCUGACCUUACUGGAGACAGUGCGAUUGGACACAUCCCUUUGUCACACUUAUUCAUGACCUCAUUCUGUGGUACUUGAACGAUGUACGCCGCUGUUUUUGGAUCCGGAUGGUACUUUAUAAUGAAAAAAGGUCUGGAGCCGAGGGAUCGAGAAUAACGGAACGCAGCUGAGAGGCGGAUCGACCGCUGGACCUGGUAAACACACGGUCGCAUGCCGUGUCCGAGUCAAGACCUGUAUGGUCGCAAAGCUAAUGGGAACGGUUGCAGGAGGUUGGGAUAGGCACGCAUCCGUGUUGAAUGCAGGUGGGCCAGAGAUGGGAAAUGACACGUACCGCACUGCUCCAAAUGUAUCCGCUCAAGCGAAGGAGGAUAUAGCCCUUCAGGCGAAAUAUCCUCGGAGAGAAAACAAUGUUUGGUUAACGCUGUUUUAUCUAACACUUUAACACACACCCUUUGUCUAUUCUCUAUCCGACUCUCAAACAGUGCUAACGCAGGUUUAAUUGUUGGCGCUAGCAGUGUUACUAUUUUUGUUCCAUCACUUUGCAGACAUGUCGUUCACAAUGGAGGAUAAUUUGGAGUCGGGGUGGGUAGCCGUUCGGCCGAAUGCGUUUGAAGUGAAGGAAAAGCAUAAAUUUGUCUUUAUCGUUGCCUGGAAUGAAGUGGAGGGUAAAUUUGCCAUUACGUGUCACAACAGGACGGUGCAGAGGAGAAGCUUUGGUAGAGACCCACUGGCGGAGGCGACUGGAAAGGAUGGGGACAAAACAAAAUGGACCGAAAGUCCCGUCAGAGUAUCUAAGAGCCCUAGCGAAGGAGCCAAGGAGGCUGUGUUUAAAAGCCCUAAGAAGUCCGUCAUAUCAACAAAGUCAAGUCCUGUCAAAAUUCCAACUUUGACUAAAUCUGCAGCCUCUCCUGUUCCUGAUACUGAAGUGUUACAAUCACUAAGAGAGGGGCGACUGUCCCCCUCACUGGACAGCUUGGACCUGGAGGAACUGGACAGUCUGGGCAUGAAGGACUGCAGCUGGGCCGGACUCUUCUCCUUCCAGGACCUCCGGUCAAUCCACCAGCAGCUGUGCUCGGUGAACUCGGACCUGGAGCCCUGCCUUCCGGUGUUUCCGGAGGAACCAGCCGGUGUGUGGACAGUGUUUUUCGGCCCGACGGAAGUAACCGAGACCGAAAUGGAUGAGCUUUGCCACAGUUUACAGAUGUACCUAGGCCACGCGCUCGAUACGUGUGGAUGGAAGAUCCUUUCGCAGGUUCUGUUUACGGAAAACGACGACCUAGAUGAGUACUAUGAGAGCCUGAGCGAGCUGAGGCAGUCCGGGUUAGAAGAGGCGCUCAACCGGGCAGCAAAACAUCUGCAAGAGCUGCUGGAGAAACACCAGACCAUGGACAGUAUGGGGGAGCUGUUGGAGCUUUAUGAGGAGGAAGACGAGGCCUAUGGAGUCCUGCUGGAGGCCUCCACACGGCUGUACCAGUACCUGCUGCAGCCCUUCAGAGACAUGAGGGAACUAGCCAUGCUACGCAGACAGCAGAUUAAGAUUUCUAUGGAGAACGACUAUCUGGGCCCAAGGCGGAUCGAGGCUCUAAAAAAGGAGGACUCUGACUGGCAGAAGAAAGCUCAGGAGGCAGUACUCAACAUCCAGGAGUUUACUGUAAAAUACUUUGAGAUCACUGCUAGAGCCCAGAAAGGGCUCUAUGAGCGUAUGAAGGUGGAUCGGCGUAAGUUUGGUAAAUCUUCAUGGACAGCGGCGGUAGAGCGCAUGGAGAGACUCUGCUACUCUGUCGCCAAGGAAACUUUACAGCUCCAGAGAGCCAGGGAGAUCUGUCUGGAGCAGAGGAAACACACACUUCGAGAGGAGAUGCAGAGUCUGUGUAGCAGUGACGAUGCCAUGGCCCUCUUAGACCACAUGGAGACACGUUACUAUGAGCGCCAGCUCCAACUGUACGAUAUCCAGGUGGAGAUACUACAGUGUGAAGAGCUGCUCCUCACUGCUCAACUAGACAGCAUUCACAGACAGAUGUCAGAGCGUCAGGAUGAGGUGGUGUACUAUGACACCUUUGAAAGUGCGGAUGAUAUAAAAGGGGAUGAUACCGCAGAGAGGGAAGAGCUGCGCAGACUUCAGGUCAGCGCUCGACAGCUGGAGGCCAGAAGGGGGCGCAUCACUGCCAAGCGAUCCUAUCUGAGGAACAAAAGGGAGAUCUGUGUAUCCAACCACACUCAGAAACAGCAGAAACGUCAAGCCAUCCAUAAGGACUCUGAAUCCCACCAGCUCUUACAGUUGAAUAUUGAAGAAGAGGAAGACGAAGAGAGGAAGAACAGCCGAGUUAGUCAGGAGAGGCAGAAAACUCUGGAGAGACUACGCACUUUCAAGCAGCGGUACCCAGGUCAGGUGAUCCUUAAGUCCACUCGUUUACGCGUGGCCCACACCAGAAGAAGAGAGCGCGGAAGGAGCAUGGAAAUGAGCAGCGUGAGUGUGGGCCACCCACUGUGUCUCAGUACCAGUGUGCAGACGGACCCCAGCUCCACACUCACCACUCAGCCCGUCACGGUCCGCACAGCAUCUCUUCCUCCUCUGCCUGUGCCCAGUACCACAGACUCCACCUGCUCUCCCUGCUCCCUGUCCUCACUACUGGCUUCCCCCAUGUCUCCUCCUCCUCCACCUCCCCCUCCACCUCCGCUGCCAAUAAAGGAGGAGUUGUCACCUUCUGGCAGCCCACGUCGGCAUGGGCAGAAGGUCGAAGGAAAGAAUGCAGCAGAAGAACUCUCCCUCUCCCCACUCGGUCCAUUUAUCCCUCGCUUCUUCGAUAGCAGCCAACUGUUGAGUGCCCGGCAAAAACUGAGGAAGACUCCCCAGGUUGACUCCCACAGCAGAAGAGUGAGCUCGCCCAUGGACGAGGUGCUAGCCUCGCUGAAGAGAGGCAGCUUCCACCUGAGGAAGGUCGACCAGCGUUCUCUGCCUCCUUCAACAGCUGACGAUGACCCCAACAGCAUCCUGGCUCAGAUUCGCAAGGGAGUCAAACUGAGGCGCGUCCCCAGGAAAGAGAGAAGGGAUCAGGGAGAGCUCCCGGCCUCCACCGACCCCCUGACCAGGAGCAUCCACGAGGCGCUGCGCCGCAUAAAGGAUGCCUCGCCAGACUCGGACUCAGAUGAUGAUGGGCUGGUCGGCCAUGACUGGGAAAGCUAGGGUUCAUGGCUCAGACGCAACAAAUAAUACACACACAGAUGCCUGCACCCUGUGGCACUCUUUCACACACACUCAAGCACACACAGCCCAGUCACACAUGUACCUAGUGACUACGCCAGGGCCUGAGUCAUACCGAAUAUCACCAACUCACCAAAUGCUCCAAAGGUCUAUGGGUAACCUGUUCAUUUACUUUUUUACACUAAAUGCACCAUGGUGAAGGACAUUAUUUGUAGGUCUUAUUCUUGUAUCAGAUUGUGAGGAUGUUUUGUUUAUUUAUUGUUUUGUAGUUGUACUGUUGAGAAGCUCUGUACUGGCCUUUUGGGGCUCCAGAACAGCACAUAACACAUUUUACACCAAAACACUGCACUGACAGUUAUUUGAAACUGAAACCACUCGCCCCAGAGCAUUAGAAAGGAGAAACUUUAACUGCAACACAAAUUAAGUGUUGGGUAUGGUUGAUCAUCUGGUGUCAUGCGGGAGAUAGAAAAACAAACUGAAGAUCACACUGACAUUUGAACUGGAUUUACUCUCCAGAUUGUAAACCAUAACACCAGCACCUCUGCUGACGCGCUGUCCUAUUAUUACUCAACCAGUGUACUAUGACUCAACAACACUACUGUAUGCUGCACAGCUGGUUUUGUCCUGUCACAUGUAGGUGUGUUAUUGCCCUACAGUAUAAGGAUGACUGCUCGUCUAGUCUGAUACUACACAAAGAUAGUAAAUCUGUCACACCAGAUUCCUGCCCCUUCCCCCGCUCUUGUCCUCUUCCGACCUUCACUACCCCCAACUCUCACCUCCUAUCUGGAUGAGGGAAUAUGUAUCGACCCAUCUGUUCAACCGCAGCAUAUGGCCAGGAUGGUGGGAGAUAUAGAGAGUCGCAGUAGGUUUAUAAUUUGGUGCCAAAACUAACAACAUCUUUGAGCAGAAGCUGGUCACCUAGAGUGGGAAAAGGACUAGAUGAAGUGUCACCACCAGAGCUGCAGUUUCUUUACUGGGGAGGAGUUAAUGUACUUAGUGUGGUAAAGUGUGGGCAGACUUGAUUGGUGAUUCCCAAACUUCGUAUGUGGGAUAGUCAAGGCAGAGCUGUGAAACCGUCACACUCAUUUGAAUGAGGGAUGGUUUGUGGGAGGCUAGAUUCUCUCAGCGCUGUAGGGAGUCACUGUGGGCUGUGGAUUAGGCAGUCGUGAUGCAUGCCGUUUCUCUCCGCUAUUGCAUCUGAUUUCUUUCACUGCACUCAGUGGGCAGAAGCACAUAGUAGGAGGCCUGUUACUCACUGUGCUGGAAGUGAAAACCUGCUUCUGCACACAUGGACUCUCACGCUCGCAGUAAACUCACAGCUAACACGUGCAGGAACAUUUUCGUGGCAAAGUGAGUCCACAGGCUCAACUCGUACGUUUUUUAAAUGGUUUCAGCACUUUCAUAGUGAGUAGUACAAAAUGCAUAGUAAUAAAUGCUAACAUACAUGUUAACAUGAAGCAGAAGUAUUUGAAUUCAUAAACUAAGCUCUGAUUCUGAAACAGGCUCAGCAUGCACAAACAGCUUUGAUGCAAA
Messenger RNA from Etheostoma cragini (Arkansas darter), 5017 nucleotides. Its product is annotated as junction-mediating and -regulatory protein-like. Gene Ontology annotation, biological process: Arp2/3 complex-mediated actin nucleation; positive regulation of apoptotic process; 'de novo' actin filament nucleation. Bases 830 to 3466 code for a protein of 878 amino acids. NCBI's taxonomy places the organism in Eukaryota, Metazoa, Chordata, Actinopteri, Perciformes, Percidae. Gene Ontology annotation, cellular component: cytoplasm; nucleus. Gene Ontology annotation, molecular function: Arp2/3 complex binding; transcription coactivator activity; heme binding. The transcript is spliced from 10 exons. The record is from RefSeq and is a predicted model, not a curated record.